Messenger RNA from Dermacentor andersoni, 4144 nucleotides. The record is from RefSeq and is a predicted model, not a curated record. NCBI's taxonomy places the organism in Eukaryota, Metazoa, Arthropoda, Arachnida, Ixodida, Ixodidae.
GAUGUGAGGGCGCCCGGAGGGAUAGGCCGGCCCCUCUCCUGUAUUUCUCUCUUUCGUCGCUCGUCCAACUUCGCGCCAUUAGCCUGGUCGCGCAGCAUACCGUUCCGACGAAUUCACGCGGCGUUGUUUUUUCACCGCAACCGCAGGGACGCGAGCUCUGCCGAAUAUCAUGCUGAUUGCAGGAGCGCGCGCGGCGGAUGCGUCAUGAAGCGAACACGUGGCGCGUGCCGAAGCCGCGGCGGAAACACGCACCCUUCCUGCUGCCGCACGACCCUGGUCUGAGGGGAGAGCCUUCGGAGAGCGCUGCGUAGCUGCUUCCUGCCCCGGGACCAGAGAGAGAGAGAGAGGGGGGCUUCGUUGCUCAGUGCCCUCUCCGUUCGCUCUGAUUUCGCACCGACAGGUGCGUCCACAGGGUCUUGCAUGCGCACGUGGCCUCUAAUAGUGCUUUCGCUCCACCAAUUUUUUCCUUCUUCUUUUCUUUUUUUUGGCCGUAUUCGACUGACAGCGCCACAGCUGUUUACGGCUGUGAAGCGGAUCGCGGAGAAGGCUCCGGAGCCCCGCUUUUGCCACGAUGGUACACCGUUAUCGUGGCUUAAUGAUGCCCGUAUUUCAAAGAGAGCACGCCUCAUGCGUCACAGCCAUUAGGUCAGCUGAUUGUGCGUCGUCUUCCCACCGCCGAGGGCGACAGUGCGCCGGGAUGUCUGCAUUUGUGUGUGCUCGUGCUUCAAUCGACGAUGCGCUGGCCGUCUCCAGUUCACUGUGCCUGUGAUGAACGCUAACGAAAAACGGGAGCUGCACUGCGUCUUGUCUAGCAUGCGUCGGAACCUCGGGUGUGUUUAUGUGGGCCAGCACCUCGCACAAAGCGACUGAACUUGCUGUGGUGCCGUCGUGUUCGCCGCUUGCUUGGACGUCGGCAGCAAGGUUUCGGCAAUCGCCAGAGCCCCGCCGCCGGAAAGCUUUUGCAUUACCAAAGUUUCAGCGGCGCUCUCAUCCCUCUGCCGGAAAUACCUCGUGUGCAGUCGUUCCGCGAAGCCGUGCUAUUGUUCGUUCCGCGUCGCAGCGCAUGAUUGCUCUUGUUUCACAUCGGAGCUCGUGGUUGUUCGGGCCGACAGCGUGCGUUGUGCGAUUAGGUGCUUGCGUGUCUCUACCUGUACGCACCAGUGUGGGAUGCAAAAACGCGACGCUGUGCGGAACCUUCCAAGAUUGUCACUUCAGUGUCAGUGACCUUCGCGACGCUUUAUCUGCACACCUGAAGGCCGCUGCUAUCUGAGUAUCUGCAAUGACGUCACCGCAUUGAUGGCGCUCCAGCCAUGCUGCACCGAAGCGCCGGAUACUAAACAUUCCUUCGGACACAUCAUGGAGCGCGAGAUGCUAGUCAACACAAACCAUGUUCAUGAUGAUGAUGAUGAUGAAGAUCUCGAGGAUUGCGAUCUCAGUUGUUUCUUGGAGUCUACUUUAUUCACUUUCGAUGACCUCGGUAACAAGGCAUCGCUGCCCGUUCUAUUGCCUUCGUCACUGGAUGCGCCAUCCGCCAUGUCUUCACCGUUGUACGAGUCCCUGUUGCCAUCUGCCAAAGGAGUUCAGCUCACGCCAGCAAAAUCCCCGGUAGACGAAGUGACAACGAAAGCCCCUGACCGCGCUCUCGCCGAUGUGUUGCCGAAGAGUCCGAAAUCUGAACGGUCGCACUGCAAGUCCAAGAACAAGCGGUCGACGUCCUCGGCCUCCCCGCCGUCGCGCACAAAGAAGCCGGGCUUGAGCAGUCUCUCCAGCUCGUCGAGAGGAAAGCUCACCACAGUGUCGGGACGAAGUGCCGAAGACGAUGGACCUGGAUCUCUGCUUCCAAGUGGCAACCUAUGCUAUCCACAUAGCUGCCGCAAGUGCUACAACGACUGCGUGAACAAACUUAUGACGCUAUGCGACAGCCCGGAGGUCAUGACCUUCAGCAAUGCCCUACGGCAGCCGUACAAAGGCGCCAAGCUGAGGAAGAAAGCAGAGAGCGUGGACUCCGAAACCUACAUGGUUGACGUGGGCAGCAGGGAGCCGACGGCCACGGAUACGGUCGUGCAGCUGUACUCCAUCGACACGCACUCGGUGUCCAAGGUGUACUGCGUCGUCUUCAGCAGCAGGAAGCUAAGCGACCUGCAUAUGGGCCUAACCAAUAAGUCUUACGGCUUCAGGAUUAUACGCAGAAUUUUGUUCGUGGUCGACACCCUGCCACAGAACUUCGUCAAAGCGUACGACGAAUACGCUCUGAAACAUUCGCGGUGCUACCAGCCGCACCCUGAUAUGAGGCCGAAGGAGCAGCACUACCUCCUGGUGGAGAGCGACUACUGUGGUCCAAGUGUGCUUCAUUCUAAGCUCAAGCCCGCGCAAGCGAUCAGCAUCAUCGGCCAGGUCGCGUGCACGUUGGCGGUCGCCGAGCGGGAGCUGCAGUUCGAGCACCGUAACCUGCUCGAGGAGAACAUCAGGGUGCUGCCGUGUACGAGCAAGAACCACCACUUCCUCAUCGACGGCCGCACUUGUUGCGUCAAGGGAAGCGGCAUCAAGGUCACCCUCAUCGAUGACAACUUCGGCCGCAUGACUUACAACAACGAAGUCACCUUGCGCAUGAGGAACUACAAUUGCAUAUACAAAGACAAGACGGCACAGUACCUCACCCUGGAAAGGAUAAUAAAGAAUCGCUGGGACCUGUUUCAUCCGGAGACCAACGCUGUGUGGCUGGCGUACCUGUGCGGCCACCUGAGCGACUACCUGACCGUGCCCAACCCUUCGGGCGAGUGGCAGCGCAGGCUGGAGCUACUCGCGUUCAUGCAACGUGACCUUCAUCGUUUCCACUCAGCCGACGAGUUCGUGUGGAACUACAUCACUAGAAUUGGCCACGUCCACGAAGAUCACGGUUACCAGCCGCACACUUGGGAGAGCCGCACCACGUCCGGCCAGCCCAUCUACAUGGGCCUUCUGAGAAUGCUGCACUGGAGGGACAGGAAGAAGGACAGCGCCCCGGGGCCGUCGACGAGUCCGCGCGCUCCUCACGGAGGCGCUUCCAGUGCUCCAGCGGAGCUCGACAGGCGGCGGCCGCGCUAGUCAUGCGCCUCGACCUUGAACGUGCUGGCACAGUUUCAGGCCUUAAUUGGCGCCCUUGGCGCUACCUUAAAGCGCACUCAAUAAGAUAAAUAGGCUCGAAACGUAAAUCAUGCGUAGCGUCUCGCUCGGAGCAGCAGAAGCACGAUUUCUGUGUGGUUCAGCCACACCCAAUCACGAACGCUUAUUCCACAUCAAGGAAAAUUAGGCAACUUGUUCGCGUUUAUAUAUGGACCUGGAAAGUUCAUUUGCGCAGAAAACAUGUCAAUGCUAUUUGACUAAGAAAUUAUUCAGUUGAGUAAUAAUAUAUUAGUGAUUGAUUUGCUGUUCUACCCACACUAAAAAGCUCGCUUCAAAAUCAUUGCUGUUGGCUUACCGGGCGUAUAUUGUAGUUUCGAGCCACUAAAAACACUACUUAUAGAAACUUAACCGCCGCGCAAGUGCAGGCCCUGUGGCGUUCUACACCGUGGCCGCACUUAAAUCGGGGUAAAUGCGAUAACGCGAUAAAAACAAAGCGGGAAAUGCAGAGAGGUUAACCAAGCACAUGCCCGCUUGCCUCUGCUACACUUGGGGAGGAAAAAGGUUGGAAGACUGGAUCUAGAGAAGAUUAGAAAAAAUAAUAAAUUAGUUAUUCUCAUGACAUUAGCAGAGGAAUGUUAAGUAAUCGUCUAACGCAACCAGUUUGUCCAGUUGCCUACAAAAAGUGCAAUAGGGCAUUUGUGGCCGUGUGCUGGCAAGUAUGCUUAGGACGAAGUUCCAGCAUCUUUUCUUCUGAGAGCGGCCUAUCAUGGCAAACAGAUGAUGCUAGCUUGUAGAGCACAUCUUUGAGCAUCGAAGGAUGCGCAGUAGCAGAAGAGGUGCUUUAUUAUGUCGUCAUACGCACAAAAAUUGCACGCCGCAUUAAUGGCCAUUCCAAUGAGGAAUGAACGGGCAUGCGUAAAUUCGACGCCCAGCCACACGCGGUGCUUUAAAGUUGUUUCGCAACGGGAGACCCCGAGUGGCACGUGAAGUCGCAAGUUAGGAUGUAGACAAUAAAAGCCUAGAGUUUUUGAAUCCAGGUCAA